Molecule: messenger RNA, 1470 nt
Organism: Chanos chanos (milkfish)
Lineage: Eukaryota; Metazoa; Chordata; Actinopteri; Gonorynchiformes; Chanidae
Gene: rnft2
Product: ring finger protein, transmembrane 2
Exons: 10
Coding region: 58-1470 (470 amino acids)
Biological process (GO): positive regulation of ERAD pathway
Molecular function (GO): ubiquitin protein ligase activity
Source: RefSeq, a predicted model, not a curated record
GAGAGUCCAAACACGACCCCCAAAACCCAGCGUUUCCUUAGGAGUCUACGGAACACCAUGGAGGCGUUCUUUUGGAUGUGCACCAGGUCCAGCUUUGGAGCCCAUGGUGACAAAGUAGGUGUGAUGCAGAGGAGACACAGCAGUAACACAGAUGGAAUGCCCCCUGAAAGGAACAGGAGCCAGACUUUGGGUUCGGAGAGCAGUUUAGACGAGGGGGGAGUUUUCGACUGUCUCAAGCCCGACUCCCCCGCUUCACCCCAGCAGCUUUUCUCUGGCCUGGUGGGGGUCCCCUCGGGAAAUGUCCCCUCAACCCCUUUCCAGGCCGCGGGUCUCGUCUUGGGCUCCCCCCCGGAGGUUUUCAUCCAGAUGACCGCUUCAUCCAGAGAGGAAGGCCCCCAUCGCACGGAGGCCACGCCUUACCUGCCCCGCCCUCCCGUCCACAGCCACCACCACAACCACCAUCUCCAUCAUUACCAUCACCACCAGUCCUCCCAGCUCCGCGCCUCCAUGCUCCAUUCGGCUUCGGCGGGAGAGAGGCACCACGGGAGCAGGGACGAGGGGUCGGAAGAUCCCUCCACGCCAGCCCCGGCCCUCUCUGAGCUAAAAGCUAUGGUGUCCUGGCUGCAGAAGGGAUUCCCUUUCAUCCUAAUCCUGGUGGCUAAAGUCUGCUUCCAGCACAAACUGGGUAUAGCAGUGUGUAUUGGGAUGGCCAGCACCUUCACUUUUGCCAACUCGACCCUAAAGCACCAAGUGUCAUUACGGGAGGAACGGUCUGUCUUCAUCACUCUCUGGAUCAUGGUCUUCCUCGCUGGCAACAUUGCUUAUCUCUACUACACUUUCAGUGGUGAAGAGCUGCACAACAGUCUUAUUUUUGCAAAGCCAAACAUCAACAGUUUUGAUUUCUUUGAUCUGAUCUGGGCGGUGGGAAUCACAGACUUUGUCUUGAAGUACUUCACCAUCGGUCUGAAAUGCUUUGUCCUGUUCCUGCCAAGGAUUCUUCUGGCUUUUAAGUCCAGGGGGAAGUUCUACUUGGUCAUCGAAGAGCUGAGUCAGAUGUUUCGGGCUCUGGUGCCCAUCCAGCUGUGGUACAAAUACAUCAUGGGGGAAGACCCCUCCAGCAGUUACUUUCUCGGAGCUGUUUUGAUCAUAAUCUACAGCCUUUGCAAGUCGUUUGAUUUAUGCGGAAGGAUAUCGGCCAUCCGGAAAGCGUUUGUGAUCCUGUGCAGUUCUCAGAGUUACGGCGUACGAGCGAGCAGCCAACAGUGCAGCGAAGCGGGUGACUUCUGUGCCAUCUGUCAGUCGGAGUUCAGAGACCCCGUGGCUCUGCUCUGUCAGCACGUUUUCUGUGAAGACUGCCUGUGCCUUUGGUUUGACCGAGAACGGACCUGCCCGUUGUGUAGGUCGGCCGUCACCGAUGCCGUGCGUAGCUGGAAAGACGGGACCACCUCCGCACACUUUCAGAUUUACUAG